This is a messenger RNA of Panonychus citri (citrus red mite), 2725 nucleotides long. RefSeq lists its product as uncharacterized. The record is from RefSeq and is a predicted model, not a curated record. The transcript is spliced from 4 exons. NCBI's taxonomy places the organism in Eukaryota, Metazoa, Arthropoda, Arachnida, Trombidiformes, Tetranychidae. Bases 535 to 2085 code for a protein of 516 amino acids.
CAUUUUGUUUCUUUUUCAUUGUUUUCUUUUACUCGAACACAUUUUUAAUUAAUCAUAUUAUUCACUUUCACAAUUCCAAUCAAGUGAAACGAAUAAUUAAUCAAAUUGUCUUGAUUCUAAUUGACGAAAAUUAAUCGUUUAAUUUGGUUCCAAUUCCAAUUGAUUUUCCUUCAAGAAAACCAUCAGUUAAGCCGGUUGAGUUUCUUUUCACAAUCAAAUUUGGAUCACAAUUAAAAUUAAAACUUCCAGUGAUUAAUUUACUAAUCAAACCAUCAAAAAGAAAUUAAUUAAAAGAAUUUUCUACUUCAACUAAUUGUUACGAUGAUAAUUAAAAGAGAAAAGGAAUUAAUUUUCUUUCAAUUUAUAUUCUCUUUCACUGUGAGUUUAUAUCUCGCGCUUUUGGAGAUCCGAUCUACGCAGGAUUUGAUUCUCAGUGGGAAUUAAUUUGGAUACCAAGAGGUUUUCAUUGUGUUUAUUUACUUGAUUUUCCAUUUCUACAUAUCAUAUAUUUACUAUUUAGUGUGACAGAAAAACAUGGCUGGUGUUGUUAGUCCCGAAACCCCAGUAGCGGGUAUUUCACGAUCUGGUCGAAUAAGAAAAAAAUCAGCUAAAGUUAUCGAAAUGGAAGAGACCGAAAAAACCGUCGAAUCAACUGAUAAAGUUAAACCUGUUAGAUUAUCUACCAUUGGAAUUACCAAUAAUGGUUUAUCACCUAAAAAGGGUUUCAUUGAACGAGAUUUUACCAAUUCUUUAAGCUCUAAGAAGCUUAAAAUUAAAAUUCCACCGGUUGAUGGUGAUUUUAAAGAUGCUGUUAUGAUGGAAGGAGAUGAUGAUAAUGAAGAAGAUGUUAAUGAUGAUGACGAUGAUGAUGAAGAUGAUAAUUUAUUAGAUGAAAAUAUGGAAGGUACAGAAUUUGGUGAAACUAAAACAUUAACCAAUUCAACAACUUCAACCAUAAUAAAUUCAACUCCCAAUAAUACAGGAACUGCUCUUGGAGUACUACCCAUAACAACCAUAAUACCAUCUUCAGUACCUUUACCAACCAUUUCAACUUUAUCCACCAAAAAGCAUGAGAAAUCAACUAAAAAAUCAACUCUCUCUGAAAGUUGUUACAUUACCGAACCUGCUGUCAAACCGAUUAAAAUAAGUCGUAAAAUGGUUGAUAAUGAUUCUGCGGCCAAUAAACUAUUUGAACAAAUUACUUCUGGUACACCUCAUAUUGACCAUCGACGUAAAGGUUUUCGUAGGAAAUUUAAAUAUGGAAUUGUCAAUAAUGUCGAUUUUGGUUCAGAUGAUAAUGAUUCAGAUGAAGCUUCAUUGGUGAUUGCUACAGAUCCCCAAGAUUCCUUAGCAUCGGCAAUGGCUCAUGUUAAUAAACUUAAAACUCCAAAAGUUGAAGCAACCCCGGAGGCUGAUGAAAAAGAGGAUAAAAAAUCAAAUAAACGACAAACUAAAUCUAAACUUAAAACACCAACUGAUGGUAAAUCUCCCGAGAAAAAGAAACGUGGUCCAUUGAUAACAGCAUAUACACUGUUUGCAAGAGAGAAUCGUUCAAAAAUAGCUCAGAGUAAUCCUCUUUUAGAUUUUGCUAAUGUUAGCAAGAGAUUGGGAGAAGUGUGGCAAACUUUACCCAACAAAGAGAAGAUGCAAUGGAAAAGAAAAGCCGCCAAAAUGGCUCAGAAUAUGCACCGAGCUGCCCAAGAACCUGUUACAACCCCUUCAGCAACAAAAUCCACCACCAGUCAUUCAAAAUCAUCUAUUAUUUCAAAAUUAUCUUCAGUUACUCCCAAAUACUCAACGAAAAGUCAAGAGUCAACCAUAAAUCGUAAAAAUAUUCCCGGUUAUAUUGACGCCGCUUGUCAUUUUAAACUUAUCGGCGAUUCUCUCAUCACUUUGGGUAAAAGAAUCGGCGAUCGUCCAGGUCUCGCUAGUACAGCCUCAUUUUCCGUUCUACUUGAUUCAACCUUAUGCUCUAUGGGCUCUCUUAUAGGACUUACAAGGUUAGUCGAUCAUUCCAAUGGAUGUCCCAAGGAAAUUCACGAUAAAUUAAUGGACAAUAUCUCAUUCAUUAUGCCAGGAAUAUAAUAGAAUAAUUUCCCGCUAUUUAUCAAAUUCUGCGACCCUUAUCCUUAUGUCUCCACCGCUUCCACUUCUCACCUUACUUUUCAUCAUCAUCACUCAUAUUCAACUCAUUUGUCAAUAUCUAUAUUCUUGAAUCAACUUCAUAAAUCAAAUUUAAUUCAAUAUGUUCAUGUAAAAAUCAAUUCAAUCAUCUUUACUUUAAGAUGUCCCAUGAAAACAUGAUGAUUGUUUUCCCUUCUUGUACCUUAUUCCCAUUCUUGAUUUCCUACUAACCAUUUCAAUCGUUUCCUGUCUCCCAAUUCCUCUCCUAAUUGUCUUAUUAAUCUUUCGAUGAUUUAAUUUUCUUAUGGAGACAAAUCAGUUAAAUUUCUAUUCACAAUUAAUCUCUCUAGUUUCCUUAAUUGGCUAAUUAACUGAUCUCUCCAUAAACUGUUAAAGACUCACGAAUUAUAUAAAUUUUGUCCCACCCUCUUUACUCCCAAUCUCUGCUUCAUGAUUAUUUAAUAAUUUGACAAUUUAAUUUCAUGAAUUCGUGUAAAAAAAUUAACCUCAAUACAUUUAAUUGACAGAUCACAAUUAAUCCUCAACAAUUUGUCAAAUUUUUAGUAUAUUAAAUUACUUCAACUCCUGAAAACAACAAUAA